Messenger RNA from Octopus sinensis (East Asian common octopus), 1591 nucleotides. RefSeq names its product pre-mRNA-splicing factor ISY1 homolog. Lineage: Eukaryota; Metazoa; Mollusca; Cephalopoda; Octopoda; Octopodidae. The transcript has 11 exons. Gene Ontology annotation, biological process: generation of catalytic spliceosome for second transesterification step; mRNA 3'-splice site recognition. The record is from RefSeq and is a predicted model, not a curated record. Bases 137 to 1000 code for a protein of 287 amino acids. Gene Ontology annotation, cellular component: post-spliceosomal complex; catalytic step 2 spliceosome; Prp19 complex.
CCGUUUCUUCCAUCCAGAACUUGUGGGCCCCAAAAUGAAUUCUUUGAAACAAAUCAACAAAGAAACUCUUUUAACGCAAUGAAGACAUUCUACAUUUGAUAUAAGAUAAUCUUAUAAAAAAAGAAACAAAAGAAAAAUGGCACGUAAUAGCGAGAAGGCAAUGACAACCCUUGCUCGGUGGAGGGCAGCACAGAUGGGUUUAAAUAAAGAAAAGGAGCGUCGACCAUAUUUAUCUUCUGAAUGUUCCGACUUACCAAAGGCUGAAAAAUGGAGACGUCAGAUUAUUGGAGAAAUUUCCCGCAAAGUGGCGCAAAUUCAGAAUGCUGGUCUGGGAGAGUUUAAACUGCGUGAUGUCAAUGAUGAAAUCAAUAAACUGUUGCGGGAAAAGGGCCAUUGGGAGGAUCGGAUUAGGGAACUCGGAGGCCCGGAUUACAAGAGAGUUGGUCCCAAGAUGUUGGAUCAUGAAGGUAAAGAAGUACCUGGAAAUAGGGGAUAUAAGUAUUUUGGAGCUGCAAAAGAACUUCCUGGCGUGCGAGAACUCUUUGAACAAGAACCUCCAUCGCAGCCUCGAAAGACCCGUGCAGAUCUCAUGAAAGAUAUCGAUGCAGUGUACUAUGGCUACAGAGAUGAUGAUGAUGGAGUUCUGAUUCCUUUGGAAUCCGAACAAGAAAAACUUGCUGUAGAGAAAAAGAUUGAAGAAUGGAAAGAGAAGAAAGAAGCUUUUUUAAGAGGAGAAAUAAGUGAAGAACUGGAAAAUAAUGAAGAAGAUGGCGAGACUAAUAUCUAUGCUGUUGAGGAAGAUUCUGAUUCGGAUGAUGAACAGGAAAAUACAGGAACAGAGAAAGAAAGCCAACAUUUUAUUGCUCAUGUUCCGGUGCCGUCACAACAAGAGAUUGAAGAGGCUCUUGUGCAGCGAAAGAAAUUGGAGCUUAUGGAGAAAUAUGCCAGUGAGUCAUUACAAGAAGAAGAAAAUCAAGUGAAAGAAAUGCUAGGAAUGUAAGAACUUGGUUAAGAAUGCAAGGAACUAUUUUGGUUUCUGUCACAGUUAUCAUACUUGAUCUUUAUCAAUAGAACAUUUUUAAAGCUCCACUGAUAUUCUUUACUCUAAACCUCAGCAACAACUAUUUUGUAAAUAACCCAUUCACAUGUCAGCAUCAUGGCCAAAGUCUUUAGUUGGAGUUCCUGGAUUUACAAAUGAUUCAUAUUUGUUGCUGUGUUAUUGAAAUACAGGGAAGUUUACAUCUGUUAAUGUCACCAUUUUUGAUAUCUCUACAGCAACUGGACAUAAACUCCAUUGAAAAUCAUCCGUAUCAAAAUUCAAAUUAUGGAGAAAGGUUUAGAGUUUGGAGGGAAAAAUUUCAUCAUAUUGGAAACUUAUGAAAUUUUCCUGUGAUUUGAUUCAUUUGAGUGAAGACUAUUAUACACCCGCCCCCCCAUUCAUCUAUACAUGUUGCUAUGAAGUGUAUUCAUUUGGAAUCUUCAUUUGUACAUAAUCCAAGAAACUUGAAGAAAGUUUCAUAAAUGAUAAACCUUUUAUGUCAACAGAAUAUUUUUUUUAGAAUUGUAUAUAAUUUGGUAAUAAAGCAACCAA